GAGGGUCGGAACUGCAGUCAGCUCGGAUGCCGGCCUUGAAGUCGGUCGGAUCCGGCUUCCGGUGGUGGCCGCAUUCCGGGUUCUCGACGCUGUUCAGUUGCAAUGCUCCGCGUCUUCGUACUUGAUGCAGUAUGCGCUCUCAGCCUCUGCAACCCACGCCGAUUCAUUAGGAAGGUCCAUGACCACAGCCCAAGCGGGUUGAGUCAUAACUUACAAGUCAGAACGCCUUCGGCCUUCGCCCAUCUGACAUGGUGGGAAAGCCCAAAAAGUGCCUCAGGGCCCUUCCUAGACCUCAUUGAGCCUGCUGCAUAUGCUGCAUUGCGGCGGGGCAAUGCAACUCUGGAUCGCCGACCCGGAAAGAUUCUCGAAGUCGAUACUGCAGUUAUGUCCAUUUCGGUGAAUACCUGCAGCUGUCAACAUGCCACAGCGAAAAGUUUUUCGUCUGCUUGCUUCGGCCUCCGGGUUGCAGCUGUCUUAUCGGUCAAGAUCCAGACGAAAGCCAAGGCCUAUGCAGAUCGAUAGGCUCAGGGUCUUCUUGCCUGCACAGUAUGGUGUUGCUGCAGUUAUUUCACUCUUCAAGGCAAUAUCCAUCGCUUUUGACUCUUGAGUACUCCGUAGGUCUGCGUAAAUUCUAUACAAUUCGAUGGCGGCUGGGUUGGUGUGCCAUACAAGUGUGAGGCACACCGCAGCAGGCGGAGUCAGGGGAAAGGAGCAACAAGCAUGCCGGCCAAGACCCAACUAAGGUAAGUCCCUCGCCCACCCACGCGAAACCAAAAGUCUGAAUCUACAUUGUAUCGCAACUCCUCUUUUCAAACUUU
Messenger RNA from Colletotrichum acutatum, 818 nucleotides. RefSeq lists its product as uncharacterized. NCBI's taxonomy places the organism in Eukaryota, Fungi, Ascomycota, Sordariomycetes, Glomerellales, Glomerellaceae. The transcript has a single exon. Bases 103 to 522 code for a protein of 139 amino acids. The record is from RefSeq and is a predicted model, not a curated record.